AGUAGGGAACCUCUAUGACAGCAUCAGCAUCCUGCACAAACUCUUUACUCGACCAGAAGAACAUAAAAAACCAGAAGACAGACCAUCUAAAGGAAAGAAAAAAGAAGAGCAACACCAAACUGAAGCCAUGAUCUCCACACUACGGAAAACCAUUAGACCGGUUUGGGCUGUCAGAGGAGUGCACAUGUCUGCCGUGGAAGUCAUGAAGCGUCCUGCCCCUGAGGACACAGUCACAGCCAGCUUCGGGAGGUUUAUCAGUGAAGUAAAGCCACGGCACUUGUCCUCCGUAGUCCUCCAGCGCAGUAAAAGAAUGCUACUGGACAGUAUUGGAGUUGGUCUGAUUGGAAGCACAACAGAAGUGUUUGAACUGGCCCUGCAGCACUGCCAGCACAUGUAUGCUCCUGAUGACAUCAGUUUCGUUUAUGGACGUAAGGACACCAGACUCUCCCCGACACUGGCAGCCUUUGUCAAUGGAGUAGCAACUCAUUCCAUGGACUUUGAUGAUACGUGGCAUCCUGCCACUCAUCCCUCAGGAGCAGUUCUUCCUGCUGUGUUCGCUCUCAGUGACAUGAUGCCAGCUAACAACAAACCUAGUGGCCUGGACUUCCUGCUGGCGUUCAAUGUUGGCAUCGAGAUCCAAGGUCGACUGAUGAGAUUCUCUAAUGAGGCCCAGAACAUCCCCAAGAGGUUUCACCCCCCAAGUGUGGUGGGGACCAUGGGCAGUGCAGCAGCAUGUGCCAGACUCUUGUCCUUGAAUGAAUCCCAGUGUAGUCAUGCACUGGCCAUAGCUGCAUCUCUCUCUGGAGCUCCAAUGGCUAAUGCUGCCACCCAAUCCAAACCUCUCCACAUUGCUAACGCUGCCCGUUUGGGGUUAGAGGCUGCUCUGCUGGCCUCCCGAGGAUUAGAGGCAAGUCCUCUGGUCCUGGAUGAAGUGGCAGGAGUGGCCGGCUUUAAUGCUUUUUAUGAAGACUACAUCCCACGGCCUUUGGAAUCACCCAGUGAUGGUGGCUGUAUGUUCCUGUUAGAGGAGCAGGACAUGGCCUUCAAGCGCUUCCCAGCUCAUCUGGGGAUGCACUGGGUCGCAGAUGCUGCAGCCUUGGUCCAUAAGCUUCUUGUGGGCGUUGGCUCAGGUACUGUCUCCCCAGCUCACGUCCAGGAAAUUCUGCUCAGAGUCCCCCACUCCAAAUACAUCAACAGGCCUUUCCCAGAGUCUGAGCAUCAAGCGCGUCACUCCUUCCAGUUCAACGCCUGCUCUGCUCUCCUGGAUGGUGAAGUGACCGUGCAGUCGUUUACCCCCAGCGCCAUUAGGAGGCCUGACCUGCUGGAGAUGCUGAGCCGUGUUCGUGUCGAGCAUCCCCACGACAACCAAGCUAAUUUCAACUGCAUGUACGGCGAAGUACAGGUAACGCUUGUUGGAGGAGACAUUCUAAAGGGACGCUGUGACACUUUCUAUGGUCACUGGCGCAACCCACUGACCAAUGAGAGCCUCAGAAAGAAGUUCAGGAACAACGCAGGGGCGGUGCUUCACUCAGACAAUGUUGAACAGCUGAUAGAGGUGGUGGAAGACCUUGACAGACUUGAAGACUGCACCCCCCUUCUCUCACAGCUUCAAUAAAACACCAACAAAACAAAUUAGUAAACAUAAAAUAUAAGAACACUCUAUGAAGAAUAUUAGUUUUCCAAACUGUGUACAGGCUUUACAUAAUGUUACAUAAUGUGACGUAUUUCUGUUUCUGAAAAAUUGUAUACUUAAGGUCUGAAGGUGAUCUUUUACUAUGUAUUUAUCUACUGUACAUUACACAUUAAUUU
Molecule: messenger RNA, 1809 nt
Organism: Sphaeramia orbicularis (orbiculate cardinalfish)
Lineage: Eukaryota; Metazoa; Chordata; Actinopteri; Kurtiformes; Apogonidae
Gene: irg1l
Product: immunoresponsive gene 1, like
Exons: 6
Coding region: 128-1615 (495 amino acids)
Biological process (GO): defense response
Cellular component (GO): mitochondrion
Molecular function (GO): aconitate decarboxylase activity
Source: RefSeq, a predicted model, not a curated record